CGCGGGGGCGCGCCCGGGCGGAGCGGCAGCAGCUGCAGCUGCAGGCGGCGGGGCUGGAGCAGGAGCGGGUGCGGGAGGCCCGCUCCGUGCGCCCGGCUGUCUGGCUGCAAGAUGCCGGGCUUCGACUACAAGUUCCUGGAGAAGCCCAAGCGGCGGCUGCUGUGCCCAUUGUGCGCCAAGGCCAUGCGCGAGCCCGUGCGCGUCUCCACCUGCGGCCACCGCUUCUGCGACACCUGCCUCCAGGAGUUCCUCAGUGAAGGGGUCUUCAAGUGUCCAGAGGACCAGCUGCCCCUCGACUAUGCCAAGAUCUACCCAGACCCUGAUUUGGAGGUUCAGGUGUUAAGCCUGACUAUUCGAUGCAUACACAGUGAGGAGGGCUGUCGUUGGAGCGGCACGAUCCGGCACUUGCAGGCGCACCUUGGCACGUGCAGCUUCAACGUGGUGCCGUGCCCCAAUCGCUGUGGCGUGAAGCUGAGCCGCCGUGACCUGCCUGCUCACGUUCAGCAUGACUGUCCGCAACGCCACCUCAAGUGCGAAUUCUGCGGCACCGACUUCACCGGGGAAGCUUACGAGAACCACGAGGGCCUGUGUCCCCAGGAGAGCGUUUACUGCGAGAACAAGUGUGGGGCGCGCAUGAUGCGCAGGCUGCUUUCGCAGCAUAUGCUUGUGGAGUGCCCCAAGCGCACACAGCCCUGCAGCUACUGUGCAAAGGACUUCCUGUAUGAUACCAUCCAGAAUCAUGAGUACCAGUGUCCACGAUACCCUGUCCCUUGCCCCAACCAGUGCGGGGUGUCCAGCAUUGCCAGAGAAGACCUUAACGGGCACUUGAAAGAAAACUGCACGACCGCCUUGGCCCUUUGCCCCUUCAAGGACGCUGGCUGCAAACAUCGGUGCCAAAGCUGUAUCCACUUAUCUCGCCACCUGGACGAGAGCACCAAGCUCCACCUGGGCCUGAUGGGCGGCGUGGUGACCAGGCAGCGGCAGGAGCUGACAGAGCUGCGCAGAGAGGUGGAGGAGCUGGCCAUGGGCAGCGACGGCGUGCUGAUCUGGAAGAUUGCCGACUACAGCCGCAAACUGCAAGAAGCUCUUAAGAGACCAACUUCACGUGAAGUCCUUCUGUGCCCCCGGGUUUCUACACCCACCCAGUGCACGGGCUACAAGCUGCAGGUCUCCGCCUUCCUCCAAUGAGAGCAGGAGGCCGGCGAGGGCACUUGCUCUCCCGUCAAUACAUCCCGAGGGUGCCCGGCUGUCCUGUAACACAACCUCUUGGAGUAGCUCCUUUCUCCUCCCCGGGUCACCUUCUCUCUGCUGGACCAAAGCGACCCCUCGCUCUCCAAGCCGCAGCACAUCACGGAGACGUUCCUUCCGGACCCCAACUGGAAGAACUUCCAGAAGCCGGGCCAGGGCCGCGCCUCCCUGGACGAGAGCUUGCUGGGGUUCGGCUACCCCAAGUUCAUCUCUCACGAGGACAUCAAGAAGCGCAACUACGUGAAAGACAAUGCCCUCUUCAUCAAGGCCUCGGUGGAGAUCCCUCAGAAAAUCAUGCCCUGAAUUUCCCCCUUCCUUCCCCCCCUCCCAGGGGCUGGGUGAGGGCCGUGCCUUGUCCUUGCAAAGGUGCCCCCCGGAGUAGUCGAGGGCUGGAUCAGGGUGCGCAAAGCCACCCUUCCCUCCAGGCACCCUCCACCCAACCCCCUAACCGUGGGCCUCAGCUGUGAACGGGUCUCUGUGCUCCCUACUCAUCCUGCCGACGGUGCUAAUUGUUUCGGCCCAGCCCCAUUGGGGACCCCCUCCGCUUUCCCAAGAGCAGCUGGGCUGCCUCUGCACCCACCCACCCACCCCCCAUUUUGGGGCCUUCCUUCCUGGGCAUCCAGCCCUGCCUUGGUGCUGAGACCUCUGUGAGCAGGCAGGGUGCUGCAAAGGGAAAGUCCGGGGCCCCCGGUGCUGUGCCUUGAUUCCCCCCCCAGCAAAAGGCCAGGAUUCUUGUGUGCGAGGGAGAGCCCUCUGGCUGCCGCCUUCAGGGCCCAACAGUCCCCGCCCUUAAAGCCGGUUGGCGGUCCCUCUGGGGCAUCUAUCGACCUCUGACCCCCCCCUGCCGCUGGCCCCUGCAAAUAAUUCAGUGAGUGCCUGAAGACCUCUCUAGCCAGAGCCGGCAGGAUCUCUUGGGAUCAAGCAUUACUUUCAGGGGGAGGCCCAUUCUGCCCUGCUCCAAAGAGCCAUAUUUUCUACUCAGAGAUUCCCCCCCACCCAUCCCGAGUGUGGAAUGGGGCUGGCCCUUCCUCACUUGCUUCCAGGGGAAAGGGCCUUCUUGAUUCAGUUCCAAAUCUGGAGCCGCUCUGACUUUCUGGCCCCACGUUGGUGUGUUUCCUUCUUCCUCUUCUGUCUCGGUGUGUAUUUUGUGUGUGUUUUUUUUUAAAUAAAAAAUUUCUUGUAUUUAU
Sphaerodactylus townsendi is the source of this 2435-nucleotide messenger RNA. It is a transcript of the gene TRAF4, whose product is annotated as TNF receptor associated factor 4. NCBI's taxonomy places the organism in Eukaryota, Metazoa, Chordata, Lepidosauria, Squamata, Sphaerodactylidae. The transcript has 7 exons. Gene Ontology annotation, molecular function: protein binding; zinc ion binding. Gene Ontology annotation, biological process: signal transduction; regulation of apoptotic process. The record is from RefSeq and is a predicted model, not a curated record.